AUGAAGGUUGGCGAACAAAUCAAGGAUCGGCUUUGGUUCGGUGAUGACCUGCUGCAGCACAAGGUGUCGAUCGGUAGCCUGGCGAAUCGUGCCAGCCGUUACUGGGAUUUUGCCAGGCGGUUAACCUCCGAUUUCAAGGUGAUUGUUACUUCCACGGUUUCCUCCGGUUGUGCCCUACUCGGAUUGCGACAAUGUGUCAGCCCAUCUGGGGCUGUUAACUGGUACAUGAUUGUGUAUUACCGUGUCGAAGAAGCAAAGUGGCACAUCGGUGAAGGUUGGCGAACAAAUCAAGGAUCGGCUUUGGUUCGGGUAACCAGCAACAAAAGAUCCUCGGAAGACUUCCUACCAGGAUAUCACCGGUCACAAGUCGGGACUCGAAAGGACAAAGGUCACUCCAGCAUCAACCAGAUUAUGACGGCAGGGGAUGCCAAGCUCAAACGUCACGUGGGCAUCGGCGAAUGGGGACACAGGACAACGGAGCAACCAAUGGAACCGCCCGACCGAACAACUAGUCGCGAUCAAAGGUCAUCCCUGCUAGCAGCACGUAUAUUAACACACGCGUAA
Opisthorchis viverrini is the source of this 564-nucleotide messenger RNA. RefSeq lists its product as hypothetical. The transcript is spliced from 4 exons. Bases 1 to 564 code for a protein of 187 amino acids. NCBI's taxonomy places the organism in Eukaryota, Metazoa, Platyhelminthes, Trematoda, Opisthorchiida, Opisthorchiidae. The record is from RefSeq and is a predicted model, not a curated record.